Molecule: messenger RNA, 4284 nt
Organism: Anopheles marshallii
Lineage: Eukaryota; Metazoa; Arthropoda; Insecta; Diptera; Culicidae
Gene: bsf
Product: leucine-rich PPR motif-containing protein, mitochondrial
Exons: 4
Coding region: 1-4284 (1427 amino acids)
Molecular function (GO): protein binding
Source: RefSeq, a predicted model, not a curated record
AUGGCCUCGAUACUGCGGUCGAGCAAAUUUGUGCGAUAUUUUGCCGGUUUCGCACGAAAUUUAGUGUUUAGCACUGCACGGGAAACGGAAAGCAGCUUCGUCCAGCAAUCGCAGUGUUUGUGCGGCAAUUUCACAAGUGGAUUUGCAACAGCAGCGACCAAGAGUAAAAAUGGACUUGAUAGGUCCUUGAAGCGCUUGGACGAAGAUGUGCGCCGCUCGGGCCGAAUCUCUCGGCGGGACCUGGAGGAGGUGUUGGAAGAAAUCCGCAUCAAUCGAUCGGCCACCAGCGCACAGUCCCUGCUCGUGAUCAGAUGCUGUGGUAAUCUUGUUCCGGAAGAAUUACCCGAGGUACGGACCGCACUUGUGCAGGAGAUAUGGAAGACGCUAAAGAAUCUGAACGUUGCUAUGGACGUGUCCCAUUACAAUGCCCUGCUGCGGGUGUAUCUCGACAACGAGCAUCCAUUCUCGCCGACGGAGUUCUUGGCCGAUAUGCAAUCGCUGGGUAUCGAACCAAACCGUGUCACGUACCAACGGUUGAUCUCACGCUACUGCCAGCAGGGUGACAUUGAGGGUGCGACUCGAAUUUUGGAGUUUAUGCGCGAGAAGCAACUGCCCGUCAAUGAGUACGUCUUCAAUGCGCUCAUUAUGGGUCAUUCUCAAGCAGACGAUCUGGAAUCGGCAACGGGAAUAUUGGCCGUAAUGGGUCAAGCGGGUCUUCAACCAUCCGCUGAAACGUACACGACACUGCUCUGUGGCUACGCUCGAAAGGGUGAUAUUGAUUACAUUUGCAAAACGAUUGAUUCCUGCGAGCAGAAGGAAAUAUUCCUGCUCGAUAAGGAUAUUCUGGAAAUUAUCUACUCACUCGCCACCAAUGGAUAUCCGGAGAAGGUGGAUCAGCUGAUCGAAAAGAUUCGGCGCCAGGCCGGCUACAACCAGGACGCUGUAAAUGUGAUCCUUCGGCUAAUCAACCGAGGUCAUGAAGAGGUAUGCAUGAAACUGCUCCGUACAAUGCCCCGAGCCGCAAAGAACGAUGGUGAGCUGGCGAACACUGGAAGUUUCCUAGUGCGGCAAUUAGUACGCGCUAAACGACCAGCGGAUAAGGUUAUUGCGAUUUGCAAAGAACUGCAGGAAGGUGACAUGAAUGAUCGAGCUUACCUCAUUGCACUCGAGACGGCCCUGAAGGGAGGUGCGGUAGAGUUAAGUUUCGCCAUUCUGGAGGAACUGACCAAGCAGAAUCAACCGAUCCGUCAACAUUUCUUCUGGCCCUUGAUGUGCAGCACCGAUCCCGCCCUGACGAAGGAGGAACGCACGGACAAUGUACUGAAUGUGUUGCGCUCGAUGUCGGAAAAAUUCAACAUCUACCCUAGCAGCGAAACGAUACGUGAAUAUGCCGUACCGAACCUGCCGGUGACAAACAGCGAAAUCGUAAUACAGCUACUGCGCAGUGCUGGUAUCUCACCGGCCGUUGCCAGUUCUAGCUGUGCGUACGUCGCACUGGAACGAAACAAUCUGAAAGAGGCGGCUAACAUCGCCUCCCGGUAUCGAGCAUACUACUCGCCUGGCGUGUAUCGUAAACCGCUCGUACAAGCACUUGCCCAAUCACGAGACUUUGAGGCUUAUGUUCGCUUCUCACGUGCGCUACACGAUGGUCUAAAGCGUGCACGUUCCAUGGAAGAGGAAAACGAACAAGGAGCGGAUGGCGAAAAUGGAAACAGUAUCGAAGCAGUGCAGGCCGAAACGAUGGGAAACUUGAUUUACGACGCCGUGUCCACCUUCAAAACCGAACGUGUCGAGGUGAUGGAAAAGAUUCUUACCGGCUUCGUGUCCCAAGGUUUAUCAAUCAGUAAUAACAUGGCCGAGAAAAUUCAAGAGCGAAUGGGCAGCGAAAUGACGGCGGAAAUAUCCGGCAUGCUGUCGAAAUUAGCUGCGGGAGAUUUGGAACCGGUCGAGUUGGAACGCUCACCGGCCCAGAGCCAACAGCGGACAAAGCCACUGAUUUCGAGCCUAUCCGUGCCUCAGCUCGAGCGGCUUGUUGUCGAUCUGGAGGCGCGGAAGGAGAACUCCAACACGGUAAAGUCACAGCUGAUUCGUUCCGUCAUUCGUUCGAACGAUAUCGCCAAAACGAAAGAAGUGUUGCAGAAACUGGAGAGUGAAAACUACGUCGUAAGUCCGGGAGUUUACGGGCUGGCGAUUGACAUGUUCGCUACGAACGGUAAGGUAGAGGAAGCAUUCGAACUGCUAGCAAGUGUUAAAUCCAAACAGCCUGACUUUAGCCUCGAUCGGGUGAAGAUCGCACGGUUAACACACAGUUUACUCGAGUUAGAACGUUUCGAUGAUGCACUUCGUUUCCUGGAUGAAAAUGCACCCACAGCAACGGAACCAACCAACGACGAAAGCCAGACCCGGGAAGUAGAUUUUGUAUACAACAGCGCCUGUUGGCGUCUGCUCAACACACUUGCCGAGAAGGGCAACGUGCAGCAGGUGAACCAAAUGUUUGACCAUCUGCUGAGCAAAGGUUACAUUACACCGCAAAACAUAUUCCUCGGAUCGCUCAUCAAGGUGCAUCUGGUGCGCGAUGAUCUUCCCUCGGCAAUGAGCAAUUUCGCGGAAAUAUGUCAGAAGUAUCGUCUAACGCCAUGGAAAACAGAACUCACCUGUCGUCUAAUACAGGCGGAAGAUGCCACGAAUUUACAGCGCCUGACCGACCUUAGCACGGAAGUGCACGGCGAGGUGAACAGUCUCUACGAUCUCGUGUUCGCCUUUGUCGACUGUGGACGCAUUCGACAGGCGCGGAAGAUUCUCGAAACGCCAGGUUUACGCACACGCUACCAACGGAUACAGACGGCGUGCGAACGUUACCAGCAGGAAGGAAAAACGUCCAGUCUGGAAGGGUUGAUGGAAGCGACAAAGGAUCUGAGCCAUAUCGAUCGCAGCGAAAUAUACCACAAGCUGCUGCAAAGUUACAUAGGUGAGAAGGAUGCGGUAAAAUCGCUUGGUUUAUGGACACGCAUGCAGGAAGAAAACGUUACACCAUCGGAUGCGUUCCUGACGGAGUUGGGAGAAUUUUUAAAGAGCAAUGGCUAUGAAGUUCCGUUUGCAAUGCCAGUGCAGAUCCCUGUACCGACUGGAGAAGGCCAAUCGAAACCAAAAGCAAAGAGUGGCCAAACUAGUACAGGCGCCUCUGCUCAUAUGAAAGAAGUUUCCACGAAACGUCCCCAGGUAAAUGUCCCAUUUCGUGAAUUGAAGCAAGCCAUCAAAGCGAACGAUCCAGACAAAAUUCUUCUUGCAUACGAACCGUUGAAAACAGCUGCAACUAAACCAAAUCUCACCGAACAGUCGGCCAUCAUUGAAGCGCUGAUAAAUCGUGAUCGUCUCAUGGAAGCGGCCAACAUGGUGCUUGCUCUGUUGGAACAGAAAUUGUUCCCCAUUCCGCGCACCUUCAAGUACUUCCUGAACAAACUGGCAAUCAGUGGUGAUGUGGCGACGUUCGAUCGUAUCGGCUCAUUGAUCACGGACGAUCUAAAACGUCUGAUCUCGUUCGAUAAUCGCUUUUGCCAUGCGAACGUCUCCAACGGUAAUGCUGAUCAGUACUUGCGAAAGCUGGAAGACGAAAUCGAGAAGGUUAAGGAUAAGGAAGAAGCUAUCGCAGCAGCGAAACGCUUCCCUAUCGGUGGUGCCUCCGGUAUUCUAACCCAACACCCCGAACUGCACGAACGUUACGAACAGUUGUCCGAAAACUACGCAAAAUGGGGUCUGCUUGCACCGGUGAACGCUCUCUGGAUACACUACUUCAUUGCUGGACCAGCGGAAAAGGCCAACACUAUUUGGAACCGUCACCUGUCGAACAGUUCCCGUAUCAUGUUCCAAAAGAUCAUCCAACAGGCCCGAGACACCAAAGACGAUGCGCUGUGUCGACGGUUAAUUGAUCAUUUGCACGAGUCGAACGUUUCCGAGAAGGGUAAGGGUUUGAUCUACAGUUGCAUGGUGGACAUUCUGGUCGCAAAGGAAAAACCUGAAGAAGCACUGGCAGCGCUGGAGGACGGUCUUAAGGUGACCUGCCUGGAGAACGUAAAUCGGACGGCUUUGAAGCGGCUACAGGAAGCACUUGCAGCGAAAGGCAAGUCCUUCCCGCACACCAUUCCGGCUAAGAAUGCUAAGACAGCACAGGAACCGUCCUCUACUAGCAGCAGCGACAGUGACAGUGAAAGCAGUAGUGACGAGGAACCCACGAAAACAGCAGCAGCAAAAUUUAGCAGUAAACCCAGCAGUAAGAAUCUGUCUUAA